Molecule: messenger RNA, 313 nt
Organism: Macroventuria anomochaeta
Lineage: Eukaryota; Fungi; Ascomycota; Dothideomycetes; Pleosporales; Didymellaceae
Exons: 1
Coding region: 26-259 (77 amino acids)
Source: RefSeq, a predicted model, not a curated record
CGACAGUUGAAGUUGAUCAGUCACGAUGCACGGAGCCUACAAAGUUGCCAGAAUAUCACCUCCUUCGCGCUCAAGUCAUGGACGACCCCAACGUCUCAAAAGACAUCACGAAUCCCUUGCAAGACGUCCCAACCCCAUCGCCGAGACUGAAACUAGUCUAUGCAGAAUCCCUUCAUACUUCACACGUUUACAUUCUCAGUGGCAAGUAAUGUGGCAUGGCCUCCACGAUCGUCUUACCACGGACCUCGUCUCAAUCUGAUGAGAUACGACUCCUCACCGUCAUCUAGACAAGAGCAGACGAGUUCGAGCUCCA